AUGUCCGAAAUAAAUCAAAUAUGUAAGCAGAAUGAACGUUGGUCAAAACCUAUCAAAACGUUCAAUCAGUUUGUGUCAUUGUUGAGUUUCCAAUCUCCCGCCAAAACAUGUUCGAACCACGAACCGUCCCUGGUUAGAGUAUGCCGUACUCGACAUCUAUGCAUAUUUUGCAUACAUAGUCAAAGGCCGAAACGAGGUAGACGGCUGGGCAUCCUCAGGUCUAACCUCUUCUUACCUCCUCUUGAAGACAUGAUAGCACGAAACAGUUUCAAUGCUGAUGAGUCUGAGGUGGUCGAUUAUGUCUGUCGCAAGACAUUCUGCUACCUUACUUACAAGAUGCUUGCUGGCUCACUGCAGAGCCCCCCCCCCCAUUGCGACCUAACUUUAAUUGCAGUCCUUAAGAAGGUGACCUGUUAUUGCUACCCAUCUCACAUCAGCGGAGAUAACAUGGCGCUUACUAAGCUGCAGAGUUUGGAAAUAUAG
Messenger RNA from Helobdella robusta, 483 nucleotides. RefSeq lists its product as hypothetical. The coding region runs from base 1 to 483 and encodes 160 amino acids. Lineage: Eukaryota; Metazoa; Annelida; Clitellata; Rhynchobdellida; Glossiphoniidae. The transcript is spliced from 2 exons. The record is from RefSeq and is a predicted model, not a curated record.